Molecule: messenger RNA, 1447 nt
Organism: Paramecium sonneborni
Lineage: Eukaryota; Ciliophora; Oligohymenophorea; Peniculida; Parameciidae
Source: the annotation of a GenBank genome assembly
CUAAUGAAAUGAGUAAGGAAUAAUAAAUAAAUAAGAAAUGGAUGAUAGUAGAUCUGAGAAGCAAGUUCAAAAAAUGGUAAACAAUAAUAAUAAAUAGGCUAGAAUAUCGAUCAUAUAAAAGAUGAGAAUAUAUUCUGUUUAAUAUGUGAAGAAUAAGAUUAUACAGAAUAAAAUUAAAUAGUAUUUUGUGAUGGAUGUGAUGUAACAGUUCAUUAAGAGUGUUAUCAUGUGAUAAAUUUGGGAGCAAAAUGGUAUUGUUAGAAAUGUUUGGCAAUGACUGAUAAUCAAGAUUAAGAAAUAAAUUGUUAAUUUUGUCCAGAAAAAUAUUAGAUUUUAGAAUAAGUGUAAAUAAAUGGAUAAUAAUAAUGGGUAUAUAUAAAUAGUAUUAAUUAAAAGGCACAUUCAAGUUGUUUAAGAUGGAAUCCUUUCCUAAUAUUAAAUAAUUAAAGUCAUAAUUUAUAUACAUGUGAAGUAAAUAUUUAGACAGGUUUUAAAUGCAGAUAUUGUCAGAAAACAGAUGGAUUUUAAUUGGAAUGUUACUAUUAAGGAUGUUAAGAGGCAUUUCAUAUAGGAUGUGUAAAGGUGAAUGGAGGUAUAAUGAAUAAGGAAUCAAUGGAAUGUUUAUACAAUUAUAUGAAACCAUAUUUGAGAAUACAAGAUUAGAAAUUAUUAUUUUGUGUAGAACAUGUUGAAGAAUUAUUAGAGAAAUUAAAUGAAAAUGAAAGAAAUAUUAUUGAAUAGAGUAAUUACAGAUAUUUAUUGGUUUUUAGAAUUUGUGAAAUUGAGACAUGAACGAUUGAAUUCUUAUUAUCAAUACAAUAGAAAUAAUAAAUAAUAGGAGGAUAAUAAGAAUGAAACUAAAUUAAGAAGAUAAUAAAGAAAUUAUGAAGACAUGUUAUUUGAUGAAGUAGUUUAAUUGAAAUAAUUGAAAUAAGCAAAGAUACCUAUAAAAGAUAAAAAAGUAAAGUUAUAAUUCAAAGAAUAUAUGACAAAAAAAUUAAAUGAAUAAUUACAUAAAUUAAGAGAUGAUUUCAUGAAAAAAAAUCAUAAUGAUUUAAAUGCAGACGAAGAUACAUAUAUUUAGAUAGAUACUCAAUUAAGUAAGAAAUUAUUUGAUAAAUUGGUUGACAUCAAUAAUUUAGAAGAAUUUGAUAAAUAUUUAGUAAGUUAUUUUAUAUUUAAUAAUAUGAUUCGAAAACCAAGUAAUCCAGAAAUAUAUAUUAGAGAAGUAAUUAUUUAUAUAAUAAAUUAGGAUAAUAGUAGUUAUGCUUAUUGGAAGAAAAUGUUAGAUGAAUUAGGAAUUAAGAAUGGAGAAUAAUUUUCAAAGUUCUUAAAUGUACUUAGAUUAAAGAAAAUGAAUAUUGUUAGUAGAAAUAAUGAGAAAUUGCAAUAUGAGUAGGAUUUACAAUAGCAAUUUGAGGUCUAAAAUAAUGAAUUGAUUGAAUGA